AUGGCCUUUGCAACUCGAUUAUUUGUUGGGAAUCUACCAGAUAACUUAGAUGAAAAUGCUUUACGAGAGGCAUUUUCUUCAUACGGAAACAUAACCAAUUUUGAUUUGAAAAGUAAACCUGGUAUUGAAAAUGAUAAAAAGAAAUUUGCUUUCAUAACGAUAUCUGCAUCUAACUUCAAUAUUGAGUCAUGUAUCAAAUAUUUCUCAAAUGAAGAUUUUCAAGGAAAUAAGUUAUAUGUGACUAGAGCUCGUGAGAGUUUUUUGGAAAGAUUGCAAAGAGAGAGAGAACAAUCACAGAAAAAUGUACCUCAAAAGAUUGACCAUAUGGAAGUGGAGUCUGAGAGAUAUAAUACAAAUGGAAACAAUAAUUUUCAUAAAAGGGAAUUUGACCAAGAUUCUUUAGAUAACAAUUAUAGAAAAAAGAAACCAAAAGUAUCUGAAGAACCAAAACAUGUAUCAGAUAUUCACUUUAGCAAAAAAAUUAACUGUGAAGGAAAAGAUAAAAUAGAAAGUGUUAUUCCAGUUGAUGAAAAGAAACAAAACUCUGACAAGAAAAGAAUGGAAUCUAUGAAGAAAAAAAGGCAGGAGUUUAAUCAGAAAAAAAACAUAAUUAAAUCAGGCUUUAUUAGUAUAGACAAAAAACCAAAUAAGAAAGUAAUAUUUUCAGAUACAGAAGAUAACAUUACAGAAAACAAUGUCAUAUUUAAUGGUACCAAUAAAAAAGACAUAAAUAGUAAGACAAGUUUAUUUGAUGAUGAAGCUAGUGAUGAUGAAAUAAAUUUUGAAAUUAAAGAACAAUAUGAAGGCAAGAAAGGUCAAAAAGUUUUAGACUUGCAGUCAAUGUACAAAGCAGACAAACGUUUUGUACUGGAUGAAAGGUUUGUAGAAGAUGAAGAGAAUACAGAUGAACAAGAAAAAGUAGAAUUAGAGCAGGCAGAUGAAAAGUCUAAGCAACUUAAUAUAUUACAAGAUGUUCUUGGCAUCCCUAUCAGAAUGAAACCAGCUGAAUCUACUGUUAAAGCCAAGGCAAAGUUCGGUAUGCUAAGAUUUGAUCCUAUGCAACCAGAACAUGCUAAAUAUUUGGCACCUGUAGAAAUGAAACCAGAAUCCACAAAAAAAUCAAAAAAGAAAAAAGAUAAAGAGCCUAUAGUAGAAGAACAAGUUGCUGUGCCAGAGCCAGUAGUUGAAAAAGUUGAAGUAUCCAAAGAACAAUUUUACAAAAUAAGUGACUCUUUGAAAGAAGCUAUAACACAACCAAAUGAAUUCAGUUUGAGAAGUUUGUUUAGAAAAGAUGAUGUCCAAGAAGAAGCAGAUACACAACCAGCCCAAGACAAGGACUUUAUUUCAAUAACAGCUAAAAAGGAUCCAAAAGUAAAAAAUCCUUUAGACCCUGGUGAAAGGAAUCCCUUUGUGUAUGACUCUUCGGAAUCAGAGAAUGAGGAUGAUAAUGUACAAGAAACUGUUCAAGAAAAAGCUGAAACAAAAACAGUGUGGAGAGAAAAAUUAUUUUUCUCCACAGGUGAUGUUAGGUUAAAAGAUGGAUUGCUUUUCUUUGCUAAGAAAAACGAAAAUGAAGGACCCAAAGAGAGGAGGGAGCUGAAGUCAUUAAUGAAAAAGAGGAUAUACAAUAAAGAAAGAAAGAAUACUAUGUUCCAAAAGAAGAUUGGUGGUAGAAAGAAGAUGAUGAAAAGGAAAUUAAAAAAAAAU
This is a messenger RNA of Brenthis ino (lesser marbled fritillary), 1707 nucleotides long. The record is from the annotation of a GenBank genome assembly. NCBI's taxonomy places the organism in Eukaryota, Metazoa, Arthropoda, Insecta, Lepidoptera, Nymphalidae.